Molecule: messenger RNA, 121 nt
Organism: Funneliformis geosporum
Lineage: Eukaryota; Fungi; Glomeromycota; Glomeromycetes; Glomerales; Glomeraceae
Source: the annotation of a GenBank genome assembly
AAGCUUAGCCGCCUUGGCUUUUAGUCAUGAAAUAGUAUUAGGAAAGGUUGAUACUCCUUUACUUGAUUUAGACCCUAACAAGAAAGAUAAGGAGGGCAAUUAUAAAAUUAAGCAAGAGUGA